This is a messenger RNA of Cannabis sativa, 1594 nucleotides long. RefSeq names its product probable 2-oxoglutarate-dependent dioxygenase AOP1. Gene Ontology annotation, molecular function: dioxygenase activity. The record is from RefSeq and is a predicted model, not a curated record. The transcript is spliced from 3 exons. Bases 421 to 1368 code for a protein of 315 amino acids. Lineage: Eukaryota; Viridiplantae; Streptophyta; Magnoliopsida; Rosales; Cannabaceae.
UAUUUAUUCAGUAAUCCUCUAAUAAUAUUGAAAGAGCCUGUUUAUAAAUUUCAUAGUUGGUUAGAACCUAGGUUUUUUUCUUCUAAAAUUAUAAGUAUUUUUUUAAUAGUUUUCUUUUGAAUACUACAUUUUUUUUUCCUUGAGAGCCAACCACUUGGUUACAUAUAAUUGAUGUUUCUUAAAAAAUAAUGAGUAGAUGGUACAAUUAAAUUCUUACAAAAUUAAAAGGUCCGUUUCUUGUGACGUGCAUAUAUACAUGGAUCAUAUAUAUUUAUAUUAAUGACAAAAAAGAAUGGCAUAUAUGCAUGUAAAUGUAAUGCAUGUAUUAUAUAUGUUUAUAAAUAGUGGCUAACAGAAGUACUACGUACCCAAAUCACAAACCAAAACAAUUAAAAAGAUUUUCUUAUAUUUUUAUACGUAAUGGCGACUGAAAUUAGGCUUCCUAUUAUUGAUUUUUCAGUUGAACAGGUGCUUAAACCGGGUACACCCGAGUGGAACACGAUAAGGACCCAAGUCCGCAAAGCACUGGAAGAAUUUGGUUGUUUCGAGGCAAAGUUUGAUAAAAUUCCAAUAGCCAUUCGAAAGGGCUUAUUUGAGGCAGUAGAAGAACUUUUCGAUCUUCCUUUACAAACCAAACAACGAAACAUUUCAAAGAAACUGUUUCAUGGCUAUGUGGGUCAAUACCCACCUCUGCCUUUGUAUGAAAGCAUUGGAAUUGAAGAUGCCAAUAUUCCUGAAAAUGUUGAAAUUUUCACUACUACUUUAUGGCCCAAUAAUGGAAACCCAACUUUUUGUGAAACCAUUCAAUCUUAUUGUGACCAAUUAUCUGAGUUGGAUGGAAUAAUAAGAAGGAUGAUUUUGGAGAGUUUGGGAGUUGAGAAAUACUUGGAGGAACACAUGAACUCCACCAACUACCUUCUUCGAGUGAUGAAAUAUAAUGGCCCUCAAACCAAUGAGACCAAGCUGGGUUUGACCGCUCACACAGAUAAAACCAUUAGCAGUAUUUUGUAUCAAAACCAAGUUGAUGGGUUAGAGGUUCAAACCAAAGAUGGCCAAUGGUUUGAUGUCAAACCCUCGUCAUCUCACUCUUUCAUCGCCAUGAUUGGAGAUUGUCUUUACGCAUGGGCAAAUGGAAGAUUGCAUUCUCCAACUCACAGAGUAGUGAUGAGAGGAAAUGAGGUAAGGUACUCGACGGCAUUGUUUUCGAUCCCAAAAGCAGGUUACAUAGUGAAAGCCCCUGGAGAACUUGUUGAUGAAGACAAUCCUUUGUUGUUCAAGCCCUUUGACCAUUUCAAAUUCAUUGACUUUUUUCAUACCCACGCUGGUCAAACAGCCCUAUCUGCUCUCCACUCCUAUUGUGGCAUGUGAUCAUCAUAUAUAUGAUCAUAAUAUAUUAUAAUUAUGAUUUGUGUGCUGUUUUUUCUUAAUUAUCUUCUCCAUCUACGUACAUAUAUAUAUGUAACACCAUUUGGAGAUAUUGUACUUUUAUGUUGAUUUCAAUAAUAAAACAUAUCAUAUAUGCAUGCAUGCAUGCAUGUUUGUUAAACAUUAAUAUGUGGCAAUAUUAUUAUAAUUAAAUUUCAAGGUAUAAAGU